Drosophila serrata is the source of this 432-nucleotide messenger RNA. RefSeq names its product cell death protein Grim (gene grim). NCBI's taxonomy places the organism in Eukaryota, Metazoa, Arthropoda, Insecta, Diptera, Drosophilidae. The record is from RefSeq and is a predicted model, not a curated record.
AUGGCCAUUGCAUACUUCAUACCCGACCAGGCCCAAUUAUUGGCCCGAAGCUAUCAGCAAAAUGCCCAACAGGCAACAACCACCAGCCAAAGGACAUCAUCUGCAACAUCUACACAACAGCCAGGACAACAGGCGCAACCUUCACAGGAGCAACCUGCACAGCAACAUCAACGACAGUCCCAACAUCGUCCUCAAUUCCGAGCCAACAUAUCGGUACCCCUGGGCAGGCAACAAGGAUCCAUGACCAUGUCAGAGUUCGGAUGCUGGGAUCUUCUGGCUCAAAUCUUCUGCUAUGCUCUAAGGAUCUACAGUUACAAUUCCAGCCAGCGACGACCGACGGUCAUACAAAUAUCCUUCGAAAUCAGCGGCGGCAGUCUAGAUCAGGACUCUGAUGACGAUGUAACCGAUGCCACCGCCUCCAAGGAUAACUAG